CCAUCUGCUGGAGAAGUGCGUCCACCCAUCUUUGCGGGGCCUUGCAAGAGGGCUCAGCACCAGAAAGGCUUUCUGUCAGGCCCUGGGGUUGUACUUUCAUGCACCAGCAGCCACUCCCAUCUAGCUUAUGCAAGUGGGUUUUAGAUACCUGAAACUUCAACAGCUUCUGGGUGGUUCUGAGGAUUAAAGAGGUUUAGAGAUUGCUAUGUUAAUGCUGCUUGUCUUUGGAGUAUUACUUCAUGACGCCCCAUUGAGUGGCCAAGAUGAGGCUCUUUCCGAGAAUGACGGCAUUCCAGGUGAACCUCUGUACAACUAUGCCAGCCUCCGCUUGCCAGAGGAGCACAUUCCCUUCUUUUUGUACAACAAUAGGCAUAUUGCCACCGUCUGUAAGAAAGACUCACAUUGUCCAUAUAAGAAACACUUAGAAAAUCUCAAGUACUGCUGGGGUUAUGAGAAAUCUUGCAAACCAGAGUUCAGGUUUGGUUACCCUGUUUGCACCUACGUUGACAUGGGCUGGACGGACACUCUUGAGUCAGCUGAGGACAUAUUCUGGAAACAAGCUGACUUUGGAUACGCCCAAGAGCGGCUAGAGGAGAUACAUGUGCUCUGCCAGCCUAAGGAGAUGAGUGACUCAAGUCUGGUAUGUUCCCGUUAUCUUCAGUAUUGCCGAGCAACCAAUCUCUACCUUGAUUUAAGAAACAUCAAGAGAAAUCAUGACAGAUUUAAGGAAGAUUUUUUCCAGAGUGGGGAAAUUGGAGGACACUGUAAACUUGAUAUUCGUACGUUGAUGUCAGAAGGUCAGCGCAAAAGUCCUCUGCAGUCUUGGUUUGCUGAGCUACAAAGCUAUACGCAGCUCAACUUCAGACCAAUAGAAGAUGCUAAAUGUGACAUUGUUAUUGAAAAACCAACGUAUUUUAUGAAAUUAGAUGCAGGUGUUAACAUGUAUCACCACUUCUGUGAUUUUAUCAAUCUGUAUAUUACUCAACACGUUAAUAAUUCAUUCAGUACAGAUGUGUACAUCGUGAUGUGGGACACUAGCUCUUACGGAUAUGGUGACCUAUUCUCUGACACAUGGAAAGCAUUUACUGAUUAUGACAUUAUUCAUCUGAAAACUUAUGAUUCCAAAAGGGUAUGUUUUAAAGAAGCUAUUUUUUCAUUACUCCCCCGCAUGAGAUAUGGGCUCUUCUAUAAUACUCCUCUGAUAUCUGGCUGUCAAAAUACUGGAUUAUUCAGGGCAUUUUCCCAGCAUGUACUACACAGACUAAACAUCACCCAAGAGGGACCCAAGGAUGGAAAAAUUCGAGUCACCAUUCUAGCACGGAGCACAGAAUACCGGAAAAUACUAAACCAAAAUGAGCUUGUAAAUGCACUGAAAACAGUAUCUACAUUUGAAGUCCGGAUUGUUGAUUACAAGUAUAAAGAACUUGGGUUUUUAGAUCAACUAAGGAUCACACACAACACUGACAUAUUUAUUGGAAUGCAUGGAGCUGGUCUUACUCAUUUACUUUUCCUUCCAGACUGGGCUGCUGUAUUUGAACUGUACAACUGUGAAGAUGAACGCUGUUACCUGGACUUGGCCAGGCUCAGAGGCGUCCACUACAUCACCUGGCGAAGGCAGAACAAAGUCUUUCCUCAAGAUAAGGGCCACCACCCAACCCUGGGGGAGCAUCCGAAGUUUACCAAUUACUCUUUCGAUGUGGAAGAAUUUAUGUACCUUGUCCUUCAGGCUGCAGACCACAUCUUGCAACACCCGAAAUGGCCAUUUAAGAAGAAGCGUGAUGAGCUAUAAAUGUGUUGAGUCUGUUUGCAAUAAGAGUGUUCAAACACUCCAACACCCAGACUCACAAUUAAAUCAUAAAACAACCUAUUAUUUUCUAGCCUC
Messenger RNA from Galeopterus variegatus (Sunda flying lemur), 1882 nucleotides. RefSeq names its product EGF domain-specific O-linked N-acetylglucosamine (GlcNAc) transferase (gene EOGT). The transcript has 17 exons. Lineage: Eukaryota; Metazoa; Chordata; Mammalia; Dermoptera; Cynocephalidae. Gene Ontology annotation, cellular component: endoplasmic reticulum lumen. The record is from RefSeq and is a predicted model, not a curated record. Bases 206 to 1789 code for a protein of 527 amino acids. Gene Ontology annotation, molecular function: protein N-acetylglucosaminyltransferase activity.